This is a messenger RNA of Danio rerio (zebrafish), 1231 nucleotides long. The record is from RefSeq. Lineage: Eukaryota; Metazoa; Chordata; Actinopteri; Cypriniformes; Danionidae.
AUCAUCUUCACUAAUCGAACACAAAAUAUUUUGUAUUCUUUGGUCAUUUUUUUCGCAAAAGUUCAUCAACUUGCAUCGGUUUCGCUUUUUCGGAUGCUAAUACUAAAAAACGCAUACAAAAAGAGAGAAAAAGAAAGAGCACUGCAAGUAAAAGAGACUUCUAAAAUGGCACCAAAAAUUACAGGAGAUCUGAGGAUUGUCAUGUUAGGAAUGACUGGAGCUGGAAAGAGUGCAACUGGAAACACCAUCCUAGGCAUGGAUGUGUUCGAAGAGGACCUGAGUCCAGGGUCAGUUACUCGUCAAUCCGUGAAAAAAAUGGCAAGAAAAGGAAGCCGGAUGGUCUCGGUCAUCGACACUCCAGGUCUCCAAGACUCAUCCGCAAAUGAAAGGGAAGUAAAGGAUGAAAUAAAGACGUGUUUGGAACUGUCUACUCCAGGUCCUCAUGUGUUUCUGCUGGUCAUCAGAGCAGAUGUAAGGCUGACAGAUGAGGUGAAGAAAACCGUCCGAUGGAUUCAAGACAACUUUGGGGAAAAAAGUGCACGUUACACAAUUGUUGUGUUCACUCAUGUUGAUUCGCUUACCAAAAGCCUGAAAGAUCAUAUUGAAGAGAGUUUAGAAAUGCGAGAGAUUGUUAUGACCUUUAGUGGCAGAUAUCACGCAUUCAACAACAAAGACAAAAGUAAUAAACUUCAAGUAGAUGAGCUGCUGGAUGAGAUGGAUGACUUAGUGAUCGGAAAUAGAGGGAAUCACUAUACUACUGAGAUGUUUAAUGAGGCCCAAUGGAGGCCUAACAAUAAAGAAAACAAUAACUAUAGCAAAGUUGGAAUUGCUUUUGGAUUGGGAAUAGCAGUGACAGCAGCAGCUGUAGUUGUAGUAAUGAAGAAAGGCAGUGACUAAAAUGGAAACCAAACAUUUUUACUUUUUCACAAGUAGACUGUAGAUUUCCUGCAGUUUUAUUUCAGGGUUUUGGGUAUUAAAGAUUCGCUCCACUUCAUAAACCAGAACAGUUCGCAAAAACUUUAACUCACUUUAAGUGUUUGAGAGUUGUGGUAGUAGCUUAUACCCAUUGACAUUUACUUCUAGAGGAGGGGAGGAUAGGAAGGGGUAAUAUUAUUAUCAUUUGCAGCGAUUGUUGUAUUCUUUUUGUUUCUUUGUUUUUUUUUUUUCAACUUGAUUUUUGGUUGAAAUAAAGGCAUUAAUUUAGAAAAUAAAUAUGAACAUUUUAAACUGA